Molecule: messenger RNA, 2442 nt
Organism: Capsella rubella
Lineage: Eukaryota; Viridiplantae; Streptophyta; Magnoliopsida; Brassicales; Brassicaceae
Product: dnaJ homolog subfamily C member 2
Exons: 2
Coding region: 239-2242 (667 amino acids)
Biological process (GO): 'de novo' cotranslational protein folding; regulation of translational fidelity
Cellular component (GO): cytosol
Molecular function (GO): Hsp70 protein binding; ribosome binding
Source: RefSeq, a predicted model, not a curated record
GCAAACUUCUUUGUGGUUUUUCUUUCUCCUCUUCUUCCUCUUCAUUGAGCUGCCGCCGCCGUUUCCUCCUGAACUUAUUGAACUCUUCUCGCUUUCGUCGUUUCUUUACGACUGCGAGAACUUCGGAGGAGAAACUUACGGCAGGCUAAUCUAGGCGACGGCGAGUUCAAUAUCUGGACUAACCAUUGGUGAUCACUUUUGAAGUAAGGUGGAUUCGAAGUUCUGACGCAUAUUCAUCAUGCAGAGUUGGGGAAUUAACUCUGCUAUUAAGCUGCUUACAUACUCAAAUGAGCUUUCGGGUGGACAAGCUCUCUAUGCUUCUUCCAAUUGUCAUCCUGUGAAGGCUUUAAACCGUGAACCUGCUGGUCAUGCCUUCCAUGCUGCUGCUCUCAAAUUGCGUGGAUGUGCAAAGGAAGCCACAGGCAAGAAUGAAGAUACUGAUAAGAAAGUCCCAAAGGAGAAGGAUAAUGAAUUUAUUCCUUCCUAUGACUCGCAUAACAACAAAGGAAAGAAGAAGUCGGGGAAGCAACAACAUGAUCACUAUGCUUUGUUGGGUUUGGGCAAUCUAAGAUAUCUUGCAACAGAGGAUCAGAUUAGAAAAAGCUAUCGUGAAGCUGCACUGAAGCAUCACCCUGAUAAACUUGCUACUCUACUUCUUGCCGAGGAGACAGAAGAAGCAAAACAAGCCAAAAAAGAUGAGAUUGAAUCUCACUUCAAGUUGAUUCAAGAAGCAUAUGAGAUUUUGAUGGACCCAUUAAAAAGAAGAAUAUUUGACUCUACAGAUGAGUUUGAUGACGAAGUCCCAACUGAUUGUGCUCCGCAAGACUUCUUCAAGGUUUUUGGUCCAGCUUUUAAGAGAAAUGCAAGGUGGUCGAGUGCUUCACAUGUACCAGAUUUGGGAGAUGAAAAUACACCACUUAAAGAGGUUGAUAGGUUCUACAGUUACUGGUACGGUUUUAAAAGCUGGAGAGAGUUUCCUGAAGAAGAGGAGCAUGAUAUUGAGCAAGCAGAAUCCCGUGAAGAAAAGAGGUGGAUGGAGAGAGAGAAUGCAAAAAAAUCUAAUAAGGCUAGAAAGGAGGAACAUGCUCGGAUUAGGAUUCUUGUUGACAAUGCACACAAAAAAGACAUAAGGAUAUUGAAGAGAAAGGAGGAAGAGAAGGCCAUGAAGCUGCAGAUGAAGGAAGCAAAAGUUAUGGCCAAAAAGAAGCUGGAAGAAGAGGCUGCUGCAGCUAUUGAAGAAGAGAAAAGGCGAAAAGAAGAAGAAGCAAAACGUGCAGCAGAGGCUGCUCAGCUGCACAAGAGAGCCAAGGAAAAAAAUAAGAAGCUUCUGCAGAAAGAACGAAGUCGGCUCAGAGCUCUCUCCGCGCCGGUUCUGUCCCAGAAACUGCUUGGUAUCUCUGUUGAUCAUGUAGAAGAUCUAUGCAUGUCACUUAACACUGAGCAGUUGCGAAAGCUGUGUGACAAGAUGAAAAACAAGGAAGGACUGGCUUUGGCAAAAGUGCUCAAGAAUGGGAACAGCAUUGAUGAUGAUGAAACAGAGAGUAAAGAAGAAGAAGUUCAAGUAGCUGUUAAGCAGAAUGGUCAUAUAGAAGCCAAAGUAGAAACCAAUGGUCAUGUAGAAGCCAGAGUAGAAACAAAUGGUCAUGUAGAAGCCAGAGUAGAUACUGCUACUCAUCAGAAGAAAGAGAAAUCAUGGAGCAAGGAAGAGAUUGACAUGCUGAGAAAAGGAAUAACCAAGUUCCCAAAAGGUACGUCUCAAAGAUGGGAAGUCAUAUCAGAGUACAUAGGUACUGGAAGAUCCGUGGACGAAAUUCUCAAGGCAACUAAAACAGUACUUCUCCAUAAACCUGACUCGGCUAAAGCAUUUGAUUCUUUUUUGGAGAAGAGGAAACCCGCUGCUUCAAUUGCCUCUCCUCUCUCUACACGAGAGGAACUCGGAGAACCUAUUAUUGUGACCAAACCUCAUGCAGAAGACAACUCAACCAAAACAGAGACCACAGAAAAGAAUGGUAAGGGUGAAGAGAACAAUUCCGAACAAGAUGCUGCUGCUGUUUCAGACCCAGAAGGUUGGUCUGCUGUGCAAGAAAGAGCUCUGAUUCAGGCUUUCAAGACAUUUCCAAAGGAGACAAACCAAAGAUGGGAGAGAAUAGCAACAGCUGUUCCAGGGAAAACGAUGAACCAAUGCAAGAAGAAGUUUGCUGAGCUUAAGGACAUCAUCAGAACCAAGAAACCCACAGCCUAACUUAUCCGAACCCCUCAAGCUGCAUGCUCUGAGAUUUUGUUUUGACAGGGAAGAGCGCAGACUCAAUUUUUGUUACAAUUCAUAUUUCAUAUACAUCAUCAUGCUACUAUUAUUCUACAUAGAGGCUUUGACAACCGAAUCUAUUCGUAUUUAUCUAUUUUGUUCUAAUUUUAUAUAUGCCGUCUCCGUCUUUGAUCUAA